Molecule: messenger RNA, 2190 nt
Organism: Colletotrichum destructivum
Lineage: Eukaryota; Fungi; Ascomycota; Sordariomycetes; Glomerellales; Glomerellaceae
Product: Putative vacuolar protein sorting-associated protein
Exons: 5
Coding region: 545-1891 (448 amino acids)
Source: RefSeq, a predicted model, not a curated record
CUUUUCAACUGCCAUGCCAUUCAUGACUGUGAAUUCAAGUAAGUAAUGGUUCUCAUUGGGAAUGAUGGAUUGAUGAUGCGAAACCAUGGGGUGAGAACACCUGCGAGCCCGAACUCCAUGUGUGUGUUCAUGAUGGUAGACUCCAAGCUACAGCUGUAUCUCCUGGCAACAGAGAAUGCCAUCUCGCCUCGAAGAGAAAGAGUAGGUGAUAUGCCCCGACUCAACCACCAAAAUCCUUCCAGCCCAGCCCGAGAUGCCGCAAUGCCGCGGAACACUCAUCGAGGAGCGCUUCUGUGGAGAACACACGGCUGGGCGGAUGCGGGGACGGGACAGAAAGGGGCCCUGGGGGCUUGGCCCCACUCCGAGAGUUCCGGCCGGACCCCGAGGUUCCCGUAGUGACGCUGACCCGUGCGUGCGCGCUGAGUAAGCAGGCUUCGCCUUGGCCUUUCUGCCUUUUGCGCGCUGGGCGUCAUGCCCGAGUAUUCAUCCCCCUCAAAUAUCAUCAAAACAACAGAUAAGAGACGAAAACGGUUCAAGGUAUGAGAUGGCCGAUGCAUCACCUGCUUUCACGCGGGGAAUCUCACUCCGGAGCAUCAUCGUCUUGCUCAUCGGCCUUUCCGCAUGCUCCACCCGGGCGGAGCGGGAAACCGCCGAUCUCAGGUGUCCCGACUACGUCACCCGGCACGCACCCCUCGUCUGGCUGCAUUCCUAUGACCGGUAUAUGCCCAGCGAUCUCUUGACGCACAUCCACCACACAUCACCGGCGCUCGACGGGAGGCAAAUCCCAGAUCUCCCGGCCCUCGACCUGGACAACCUGGAGAUUCUCAAUCCGUUCGGCGAUGAGGUGGCUCUCACGUCCAACGACGACCCUACCACCUAUCCACCAUGGCUCCUGGGCGCUUCCCCCGACGCGGAUGGCAGGAUUCACAAUGCCACGCCCUGCGUUGUGAUCCUUGUGGAGAAGGGCGAGCGCGACCUUGACGCAUUUUAUUUUUACUUCUACUCGUACAACGAAGGUCCAAACGUCACUCAGGUUCUGGAGCCGUUCGACAGGUUGGUCAACGGCGGGAAGGCGGCAUCAGGGAUGCACUUUGGGGACCACAUCGGUGACUGGGAGCACAACAUGAUUCGCUUCCGAGACGGAAAGCCUACUGGCAUGUACUUUAGCCAACACGUCGAUGGCGAGUCGUACGGCUGGGAUGACGCGAAGCUGAGCAAGGUCGAUGGGCGGCCGAUCGUGUACAGCGCGUGCGGUUCACACGCAAACUAUCCGACACCCGGAGACCAAAUUCACAACGCGGUGCUGAUAGACUACUGCGACGAGGGCAAGAGGUGGGACCCCGUCCUCUCGGCCUACUUCUACCGCUUCGACGCCGACUCCUUCACCCUGACGAGGCUAGAUCCCCCCGAUGAAUCGUACCCCACGCCGCCACCGCCCUCGAACCUGACGUCCUUCUUCUACUACUCGGGCCGCUGGGGCGACGCGUCGUACCCCGAUUCCGACCCUCGGCAGGAGACCGUGCCGAGGUUCAAGCUCAGACGGUUCCAGACCGGGCCCACCGGCCCACGGCACAAGCACCUCGUCCGCAAGGGCCUGAAGCCGGACCAGAGGCGGAAAAUGGGCUGGAUGGAGUGGGGCGUCGGCGUCUACAUGUCGCUGUACCCGUGCUGCCUGCGAGGGUGGAGGGCGUGGGUGUCGAUGGGUCUGGUGGGCGCGCUAGUGUCGGCGGCUGUCGUUGGCGUGGUCGUGGGUGUUAGACGGUACAGGACGAAGAAGUAUAGACGGUUGCAAGCAGAUGAUAUACCAUUAGACGAUUGGGCAUUAGAGGAUGAUGCGCUGCUGUCGUCGUCCGAGGACGAGGGGAGCCAGAAAGGGCAGAAAUGGUCAUAGAUUAAAGAGGGAAGGAACAAAAAAGCGCGCGGCGCAGUGAAAGGCACAUACUACAUAUCAGCAUCUUGCAAGCCAUGAAACGCUGCCAGAUGCAGUAGUCUCGUUCCCACAGAUUCGGCAAUGCGGAUAAUACCGCUUUCAGGGCCGACUUACGACGACGGCUGCCAGGCAAAAGAGUCAUCCCUGCUGGCAAGAGGGAAGAGGUUUUGGCGAGGACUAAGUAAGUGGAAGAUAGAGAUCAAGGGAGAAGGGGAAACAGACAUAAAUCGCUCGCUGAUAUAUCAUGAAAUCACACAGAC